AUGGACAACCAGCAGGAAGGCAACAGUAUGCGAUCUCAUGCACCAAGAAAAGUUUUGCCACCUUCAUCAACGCAACAAACAAGAGAAAGACACAAAGACUACAUAGCGGCUGUUACAAAGAUGAAGAAUGCUACAAAAACGCCAACAACCAGCAUAUCAUUUCUUUUUUCUUUUUCUUUUGCGAGUAACCAGCAUCUCAUUUCAACACGACACCACAAAGGAUCAUCCAUCCAGGGCUGGAAAUACAUCUUUGAGUACAUCAAGAAAGGAAUCCCAGAUGUACAAUUCGUUCACAAGGAAGAAGAUAUUGUGCUAUUUAUCCUAUGA
Molecule: messenger RNA, 327 nt
Organism: Triticum turgidum subsp. durum (durum wheat)
Lineage: Eukaryota; Viridiplantae; Streptophyta; Magnoliopsida; Poales; Poaceae
Source: the annotation of a GenBank genome assembly